UUUGCUUUAGAUAUUUUUUCUUUUUUUCAGGGAGUUUUCGAUAACUUUACCACAUCGGAGUACAGCGGCAAUGAAAAGCUACUCCCGGAGAACAGGCAAAAAAUCAAAUCUUUAGACGGAAUAGAGCUGACAAUGCAAAGCCGACGUCUUUUCGAUGCCAAAUACUUGGAUACAGAAACUGCGCAGUACAUUUCAGACGCGAGCUCGUUCAAAAACGAACACAGCGGAUUGAGUGCCGCAAACUGGCUACCUAUAAGCGACCCUAGUUUACCGUCAGGUCCGAAUCCCGUGAAAACCGUGCAACAAGGGUUUCAGGCUAUUCCAGAGACUAUGGUUCAACAGUUCCUGGAUGCAAGUUCAGCAAACAGGUUUCAUCGCAACCACCACCUACGAAGUAUAUCUAAGAAUGAGGACGGGAAUUACGUACUGACAUUCCAGCCCACAGAAACACAAGCAGGCGUGACCUCGGAUGACAAGUCUGCAUCGACAAAGCGUGCAUGUGCCAGAAAGGUUGUACUGGCAAUUCCUAAACUAGCGUUACAACACCUAGAUUGGAAGGGUCUGAAGGAAGACACGGUGAAGGAUAUGCUCGACAACGCUGUUAGGGAUAGUCCAGGAGCUAAGAUGUAUUUUGGAUAUGAUGAUGCGUGGUGGAGAAACUUGAGUCUUGCAGCGCCAUUUGCUGUAUCAACGACGCCUCUCAGACAAACAUAUGACUAUGCCGAGUCCAAAUCAACGGCUAAAGCAGUGCUAAAUCCCUCAUAUACUGACAUGUAUAUGCCCUUUUGGGAAGAAAUAGUAAGGAACGGAGAUUUUCUACCAUCUACCGAUACCGGGGACAUGUCUAUCGCAAUGUCUAAUACAAGCGUCUACCUAGCCAGAAAAUUGUAUGCCGAGAUCUUCAAUUUGACAGUUGACGAUGUACCUCAGCCCAAAUCAGCAGUCAUGGCCCUUUGGACAAGUUAUCCGUACGGAGCAGCCUGGUAUGAAUGGAAUCCGGGAUACAGAUGGGGUGCGGUCGAGACGAAAAUGUUGAAGCCUUCUGACACAGAUGAUGUUUUUAUUGCCUCUAAUAUUUUCUCGGUGCCCUGGGCUGAGGGAGGACUUGAUAUGGUUGAGAAAAUGUUAAAAAUUCUGUGAGAAUCAGAAUAUGUCAUUUUGAUUUUAGAGGACACGAUCGAAUGUUGAUUUACUGAGUAUAUAACUCAUAGCUUAUCGAAAAGCUGAGAUCCUUAUUUUUCAUAUUUUAGCACUAAUUUUGAUGCUGAUAAAUGUAGUCGCACUUAAUCAUAUUGGUUGCGAUCAAACUAUAAGAAGGAAUAGAUAUUCAUUAACUAUAUUAAUAAUUACUGCAAAAAAUGAAAGCAAAUUGAUCAUCGAAAUAAAACUCACACUCACCUGUAAAAGAUAAAACGGUAAUUAGAAAACCAUGAAAACAAUAUUAUAAAUUUCAAAAUUUUAUUCUUUAUUAUAGUCUCAUCCACAUAUAUACAAAUAAUAAACCAUAAAAUAUAAACAAACACAGAAUGUACCAUGGCAUUUUACAAUUAGUAUUACAUUAAACUAUUAUCACAGAUACAUGUAGUGCUACAAUAAUAUAAUUUUUUUUUAUAUUUUUAUAUCACAGAUACACUUCUCAUGUCGUUUUUUGUUUUCACAUAUAUAUUAAUUUAUCAUAUUUCUUUGUUAUACCUUGAGAUUUCUUCAUCAAACAUUGUGUUCAUACCCGUACCGCAAUAACAUUAUAUUCUAGAGCCGAUUAUUCAUUUAAGCAAACAGCUUUAAAGGGACUGACCUCCAGAUUUUGGCUUCAAAUUAUCUUUCUUUCAAAUUGAAGAGUAGUCAUAUAAUGAACAUUAGAAUAUGAGUUUUUGUUACUAAACUGUUUCUAAAAUGUCAAAUAAAGAAAAACGAAGAUGACCGCGUCGGGAAUCGAACACAGACCGCCGCGGCAAUAGAAUAAUUUUCUGCUGUCGCUACCAGGAGUAUGUGGAGGAUUCAGUGUUUAAUGCGCGAUAAAUAUCGAUAUUUAUAAUCGAGAAUAUUAACCUGGAGUAAAGCGCUACAAACGCUUUGCGACUUUCAUCGUAAAUAGUAGUAAAAACUACUAUUUCUCAUGGUUUCCGCAACAUAUAGUCUGUCAGUAAUCAAGUUUUAAAGCAUUCUUAUGAAAUAUAGCAUUUAUUUCCAUAUAUUUGAAAAAAUAUUUUUGUUGUUGUCGAACAAUCUGGACGCCAGUGCCUUUAAGAUUAAACUCAUCUAAGACGCUAACCGGAAUAUAAAGUGAUACUGGGCAUAUUCCAUUUGUUUGAAGAAGAAAUCUUAAAAUUCAAAUUAUCUUAACCACAACUUGUAUGUAUGAAACUGAUAAGAAAGUACUAAUUGAUGUUUUGUAAACAGCCGCGAUGCAGCAACAAGCGGUUACCCUUACCAGGAAAAAUAAGCCAGACAAAACCCUUUAAACCAUUUGCACAAUUUUAUUUAAAUCCAGCAUAUGAAUCAAACUUGCUGGGGCAAAUUGGGGUUUAUAUGUUCAAGACUUUUCAAGGGCGUUUUUGUCCAAAAACACAAGGUAACAAGCCAGAAUAAUAAAGCCAUAUUGUUAAGUGAUAAUCAAAGUGAUAAUCAUUUCUCUAGUACAGGAUGUCAAACUUAGCAAAGUCAAAAGUAGGAAAUGUCAAUCAUAGGUGAGAUAAUUACCUUAAGGGUAGAAUUUACGUUUCACUGAUUAAAGAAUUGAAAUACGAUUUUUCAUAAAGAUGAAAAAUCAGAUGUUAAUUAAAAUAUUGGAAUCAAACAACAUGUAUCAAAAUCCAAGUCGUAUAUUCACAUAUAAAUUACAAGCAUCAUUUUGAUAUCAAAUAAGUCCUACUGAGUUUUAUAAUUUAAAUAUAAAAAAUGUUCAGCUUUAAAGCAAUAUAAUAGAAAAGGUAAAAAAAUAGAUCCCAAUAGCCAUGUUAAGAAUUGCAGUGACUAAAUUUUGAAAUAUAUGCGAUAUAUAGUACUACAUAUAUGGCAAGAUGAUAACAUAUCUUUGCCGCGGUCAGAUAAUAGGAGUAAAUAAGCACUUAAUAGUCAAAUGUAAUGAAAAAUGUUUUAAUCUAUAGAACAAAUAGACAUAAUUAUACAUAUGAAAUAACCAUCUCUGAAGUAUUAAGAAACAGGGUUUGGCUAAAACUCUUACAAAAUGAUAAUCAGUAAAAUUCAAUUUCAUUUGACCAUUAUUACACAAGUUCAUAGAAAUACAUGUAGGUGCAGAAAUGUAACUCUGGCUCUUUCAAAUAGAGUAUUUCUUGUGUUACAAUACCUAUUGCAUUCAAGCAGUGCAUGAAUCUACUAUUAUUAUUGACAAUACAAAAUAAGCUAAAACGCCUAUCAGCUGGCAACGAGUAAAAAUGCAUUCAACCAUAGCCUUUGUAUCUGGUCAUUUACGACCAUUGUGGUAUGUGAAUAAACGAAUGCACACAUUGUAGGAUGUAGGAUAAAUAUACUGCCAUUUGUUUUACAUAUCAAAUCAAAGAGGUUUCAAAGCAGGAUAUUAACGUUAGAAAGAAAGCACGUAGACAUUUGUUUCCAUGUUCUCUCGGUCAAUACGGAUGUGGGUUCAAACCUGAUUUAGGAUGCAAAAUUCUGCAUGUGCUGGUUUAAUGAAGGUCAGUGGUAAUACGAUGAAAUGACGCCCUAUGGGUUUUCCUCUAUUAUUAAAGCUAGGAAGUCACCAUGUGACCCAGACUUAUGUUGAUGUGACGUUAACGCCCCUCCCAACCCCCAAAAACAAAAACAACACAAACCCAAAACACUUUAGUUCCUCUACUGUUCUAGUUAAAAAAUACAAGCAAACAAUUAUAAGUAAAUGUAUUAGAUAGGUCAGUUUUUGCAAGAUUUUAUUUAACUUUCAACACUGAUAAUAAAAUCGAAAUUGUAGUCAAUGUAGCUAAUGACUGUAAAAAAUUGAAGGUGCUAACCCAUGAUAGGAUAAAAUGUUAUGCAUUUACAGAGUGACUUUGAGUUGUACAUUUUUAACACACACCAUUCAUAUAUUGUAUUAAUAUACGAAAUUAUCAAUCGUCAAAAUAUUGCAAUAUAUUUUUUCUGUAUAUUAUUAGUAUUCGCGAAUCUUUUACUGACAUACUUUAUAACUGCAUACUAACUUUAAAUGAUUACAAUCUUCAUCAAAUGUAUUUAACAUAGAUACAUAUAAAAAAAAACUAAAUGGCAUUGCAUAUUUAGAGUUACUUUUACAAUUUGGUGUCAUUUAGUAUCUGGCAUUUGUUAGAAAUUAUAGGUCCUGUGUCGUAAUUGUUCAUUUUCCAAACAUACAGUUGGGACAUAAGUUCUCAUCAACGUUGACGCCAGAGUUACAGGGAUAUCAGUUUGUUAACUGACGCUCUCUAACAACGAAGAACAAAAGAUAGGAUGCAUCCACGUCAGCAGUAACCAAACAAGAGGUCAAGCUGUUGUGAGUUUAUACAAAAUGCAGCUGCUAAAUCUGCUCUUCUACUAGUUCCAUGCUUUCUUGAAAUAUCAAGAUACUCCAUGAACUUCUUCAUCCCCAUUUUGGGGUCAAACUAGGUCAAUCAAAGGAAAAGAUUUUUAUCACUCUUGUUGCCACCGUUAUAACACUAUCUUUAUGAAACUUGGCCAGAAUGUUUAUCUAGAUAAUUCCUAGGCCAAGUUCUAAACUGGUUUAUGUGGAGUCCAAAAACUAGGUCACCCACUAAAAUCAAGGGAAAAGCUUGUUAACACUCUAAAGGCCAUAUUUAUGACCCUAUCUUCAUGAAACUUAGUAACGUAAAGAAUGUUUAUCUUGAUGAUUCCAAGGCCAAGUUUGAAAUUUGGUCAUGCGGGAUCAAAAACUAGGUCAUCACUUAAAUCAAAGGAAAAUCUUGUUAACGCUUUAGGUGCCACAUGCAUGACCCAGUCUUCAUGAAACUUGGUCCGAAUGUUUAUCUUGAUAAAUACAAGGCCAAGGUUAACACGUGAGCGAUAUAAAGUCAUUUUGAUCCUCUUGUUUAAUGGACACACCCACACAAUUAUCGGUCAUAUGUCGACUUUCGGUGUAUGACCCUCAGGGUGCCGUUCUUAUGGGAAUCAUUUCAUCAUGUGCAGGCACCUGGUUAGACAAAUCAACAUUUCGUAGCUUCUUGACCAACCAAAUUGAGGUUUCGAACACACAGCAGUGAGUGGUUAAUCAGGUUUGUGUAUGAUAUAGUAUAAUCUGGUGUUUUGCAAUCAUGACGGUUUUAAUUGUGUAUGCUCAUUCUAACGAAUCAUGGCCAGAUUCAGAAAAUAUCUGUGGUUUGCUGCCCAGCAUGUUAUCUCAUUAUCACUGACAAGCUAACUGACCACAGUGAAUUAUGGCCCAACACUGAAGGCUGAUAUAACACUGAACAUCUGGGUAAAUUGUAUUAACUUUCUAUGUUUUUUUCUGAAUCAAAACUUAUACAAAUAUGCUUUUUUGUUUGAUAUAGAAUGCUCUGUGCCUUUAAAGCUGCUCAUCCUCAGAUCUUUGUCAAAAUAUUCAAUUGCUUAAAAUCGAUAUUGUUUGGAGAAAAUGGCUAACAAAUUUUUACUUUGCGGGGUAACAUCUCGAAACUAAAACAUUUUAAAGGAAAUUUACCAAAAAUAGUUUACGUUGAUUAAUCAUUCGUGAAUAAAGUAAUGUAAGGCAUUUUGAUGAGACUCAUUUUUUCUCCAACUUCUGAAGGCAAACAGCUUUAAAAUCAGUGGUAAACUUAAUCGUAUUAUAGGUUUGUACCAAUACUUCUAGACUCAUAUUUAUGUCCUCACAAGUCCCCAUGAUAAUAGGACUCCCAUCUCCUUGUUGAAAUGCCUCCUACGCGGAUGUGUAUAUAAUUAAAAUAUUACACGAUUAUUUUAUACAAAUUUGUAUACAUGUUUGAUGCGAUGCUUAUUGAUUUACAUUAACAUUUUGUACAUAAGUUUGGAUAGUUUUGUGUUCCUAAAUAUUUUAUUUAUUUAUUUAUUUUGUUGGGUUUAACGUCGCACCGACACAAUUUUAGGUCAUAUGGCAACUUUCCAGCUUUAAUGGUGGAGGCAGACCCCAGGUGCCCCUCCGUGCAUUAUUUCAUCACGAGCGGGCACCUGAGUAGAACCACCGACCUUCCGUAAGCCAGCUGGAUAGCUUCCUCACAUGAAGAAUUCAACGCCCCGAGUGAGGCUCGAACCCACAUCGAUGAGGGGCAAGUGAUUUGAAGUCAGCGACUUUAACCACUCGGCCACGGAGGCCCCUGUAUUCCUAAAUAAAGAAUAUUAUAAAACUGUAAACACUCCAUGAUAGUGUGUGCCUAGACCUAUCAAAAUUGUGACUUGCAUAGGCAUUCUCUGAAGAUGGACGACUACCACCUUAAAGGUUAUCUAUUAGGUGUCACAAGAAAGACUUGCCCGGUUGUCGCCCUUGAGAGGCCCUUUUUAGUGAAAUGAACGAAGUCAAAAGUCAUUCUGUGCAUUUUUUUUCAUGUAUGUCAUAUAAAAUACCUUAUAUCUUGGUCAUUUAUCGGUGUAGAACAACAAUAAUGGUAUCACAUUGAAGCUAUAGCUUUGUACAUUUAUUUUCAAACACUUUAUGCAAAUGUUCGCACAAACAUACUUUAUGAAUAUUUAUGAAAUCUUAAAACGGGGUAAAUAAUUCGUAAAAAAUAUCAUUUUCAUAUGAUGCAAGGAUCAAACCUUCAAUAUUUCUAUUUAUAAAUGGCUAAAACAUACAGAAUUACGUUUGGAACGUAACUGUAUAUUAAAAUAUCUAUAUUUAUAGUAUCAUUUAUUAAUUUUUAAUAUUAAGUGCUGUCAAAUGUGGGUGGGGUAAAUUAAAUACUGAGAACAAAAAAAAAAAAAAAAAAUCAAAAACUUACAAUAUUAAAAUUUCUCACAUAUGAACCAUAUUUUAGAUAUUUAGAUGUUUUGUUUUUAUUAUUGUUCUUGAAUUAUGUUAUUUAAGCGUUUAUCAGCUCAUUUGCAUACUCAUGAAUAUUAAUUACCAUGUGAACAAUUUAUAAGAUAUGCAUUUAAAACAAUUUCAUUCAUUACACAUAUAUCUCGAGUAAACCAAUGAAAUGACUCUUAACAGUUUCAUAAAAUUCUAAGUUCAGCUGGUAACUGUUGCAUGCAUAAAAAUAUUAGAAGUAUGAAUGAAUAUGUAACUUAUUUACUUCUUCAAAUAUGACAUAAUACUGUAUGCUGAAUACAUAACACAUAAAAUUCAUGGAAACAAACAACUCAAACAAACCGCAGUUCAGUCUAGCUCUUGUUGUUUAUAUAUAUAAUACAUAAUACAGUUAUAGAUAUCAAUUGUUAUUCAUAGCUUAAUUGUCCUCAUUGCCAUUCGGAUUUCUACAUUCGGUAGCCUCGCAUGCACAUUCAAACAUGCACACCUGUCCAAACAGGUAACAUUUGCACCUAGCAGUACAACACUUCGUUUUGCAGCCGCAUUUGACAAAAUGCAUGCACGAGCUAAGGACAGAAGGUCUCGUUAUCCAUGAGACUAGAGGUCUUCUGGAUAGUUGAUCCUAGAGGUAACAAAGGAAAGUCGACUCUGGCAAAAAGUUUACUGACCAGAAACUCGGGAAUCAUAUUCAAUGACUAAUUUUAAAAACAAUAUGUACUUGUACAAUAAGGAACCAUUAGUGAUAUUUGAAGUGGGCAAAGAUAAGACUGAACGAGGAUGAUGAGACCCCAACCCCAAAAGACAAUUUGAAAAUCUUAGAACAAUCGAAGAAUGGCUAUGCCAUAAGCACUAAGUACGUUCCGGAGAAAAAAGUGUUCAAACCACCUGUUGUUCUGGUUUUGAGCAACCAUUUGCCCCAGAAGAAGCAGUUAUAACUCUGGAUCGAUGGAAUGUGAAUCAAUUCAUGGACGACAAUAUAACAUAUUUUAGUCAGUAACAUGUAACUGUAAUAUUUGUAUAACAUUUAACAUUUUGAUUAACAUAUAUUUUGAUAUGACGUUUAACAUUUAAAAACUGAUAUGUAUGACAUAAAUGACGUUUUUAACAUGGCAAAACCUGAUGAUGUAUAUUAGUAUGUUGUUAUAAUAUGUUAUUUUUGAAAGCCCUACAGCUUGUUUGUUAGUUGAAUAUGUAUGCAUAGUAAAUGUUAUCUUUA
Mercenaria mercenaria is the source of this 8120-nucleotide messenger RNA. Its product is annotated as L-amino-acid oxidase-like. The record is from RefSeq and is a predicted model, not a curated record. The transcript has 7 exons. The coding region runs from base 133 to 1140 and encodes 335 amino acids. NCBI's taxonomy places the organism in Eukaryota, Metazoa, Mollusca, Bivalvia, Venerida, Veneridae. Gene Ontology annotation, molecular function: oxidoreductase activity.